Molecule: messenger RNA, 2553 nt
Organism: Talpa occidentalis (Iberian mole)
Lineage: Eukaryota; Metazoa; Chordata; Mammalia; Eulipotyphla; Talpidae
Gene: REXO5
Product: RNA exonuclease 5
Exons: 20
Coding region: 23-2341 (772 amino acids)
Cellular component (GO): nucleus
Molecular function (GO): exonuclease activity; RNA binding
Source: RefSeq, a predicted model, not a curated record
CUGCCUCCGGCGCGGACGCCUCAUGGAGCCCGAGAGGGAAAGGCCCCGCAGUCACCCCAAGAAGGGCAGGAAGAGGAGGCGGGGCCCCGACCAGGGGGCCGGGGCGGGCGAGGCGCUGAGAACCCGCGGAGACCCGGAGAGGCCGCCCGAGGCCAAGAAAGCCCGCUUAUCAGCCAAUUUAUUUGCUGAAAACUGUGAAGUAACCCACAGCCAGCUAUGUGAAUUGCUGGCAUAUGCAGUUUUGGGUAAAUCCACUGUUCCUAAACCCAGCUGGUGCCAGCUUUUUCACCAGAACCAACUAAACAACGUGGUGGUUUUUGUACUACAGGGAAUGAGUCAGCUACACUUUUACAGGUUCUAUUUGGAGUUUGGAUUUCUCCGGAAAGCUUUCAAACAUAAAUUUCUCUUGCCUCCUCCAACAUCCACUUUCCUAGCCGAUAUCAUCGGACUGCAAAACAAUCAAACAACUGGGGUUCUGUCUAAGACGAUGGAAGGUUCUCUACCUUCUGCCAGCUCAAAAGUCAGCAUCAACCUGCAGAAUGACCCCAUCCUUAAAAAGUAUGGCUCGAAAAAAAUGGGCUUGACCAGGUGCCUUCUCACAAAGGAGGAAAUGAAAACAUUUCACUUUCCAUUACAAGGUUUUCCUGACUGUGAAAACUUUUUACCUACCAAAUGUGAUAGUUCUGUAACAGACAACAGUCCUCUCUUUGGACUUGACUGUGAAAUGUGCCUCACAUCCAAGGGGAGAGAACUAACACGCAUCUCGCUGGUUGCUGAAGGGGGCUCUUGCAUCAUGGAUGAACUCGUUAAACCUGACAACAAAAUCCUGGACUACCUCACCAGCUUCUCAGGAAUCACGAAGAAGAUUCUUAACCCAGUUACAACCAAACUCAAAGAUGUACAGAGACAGCUAAAGACAUUGCUUCCUCCCGAUGCGGUAUUAGUGGGUCACUCCCUAGACUUGGAUCUGAGAGCACUGAAGAUGAUACAUCCAUAUGUUAUUGACACAUCAUUGCUUUAUGUCAGAGAGCAGGGCAGAAGAUUUAAGCUAAAGUUCUUAGCCAAAGCUAUUUUGGGGAAGGAUAUUCAGUGUCCAGACAAGCUUGGCCACGAUGCCACAGAAGAUGCUAGAACAGCCCUUGAGUUGGCUCGAUAUUUCCUUAAGCAUGGUCCAAAGAAGAUCGCAGAAUUAAAUCUGGAGGCACUCGCAAGUCACCACGAACUGCAAACAGCAGGCCAAGAGCCAAGAAAUACAACAGUAGUUCAGCAGGCAAACACAAGUGUUUUAGAAUGCUUAGACUCGAUGGGUCAGAAGCUCCUUUUCUUGACCCGGGAGACAGAUUCUAGUGAACUUUCUUCUGCCAGAAGCUGUCAAACUAUUAAGUGUCUUUCAAAUAAAGAGGUUCUUGAGCAGGCCAGAGUGGAAAUCCCUUUGUUCCCCUUCAGCAUUGUCCAGUUCUCUUUUGAGCCCUUUCCACCGAACCUCACUGAGGAGAUGAACAAAAGGAUGAGGAUCAAGUGGGCAGAGAUGUCAACUAUCUAUGCUGGGCCAUUUAGUAAAAAUUGCAACCUGAGAGCUCUGAAAAGGCUGUUUAAGAGUUUUGGUCCAGUUCGGUCAAUGACGCUUGUUCUUGAAACCCAUCAGCCACAUCUCUGUAUACAAUAUGAAGUCCUGGAAGCUGCCCAGCUGGCCAUAGAGUCCUUGGACAACAUUCUGGUAGAAGGCACCUGCAUCAAGGUGCAGAGGCCAGUGACAGAGCUCACUCUUGAUAGUAACACCCUCAUCAAUGAGCUGGAACGAGAUUCUGAGAACCGAGGCACCAUCUACCUGUCUGGAGUGACUGAAAACUUCAAAGAACGCCUGUUGCAGCACUCUACCCUCUUCCUUGGCCUGGAAGUUGUGAUCUUGCCCAAAGAUCUUAAAACUGGAAAGCAGAAAAAGUACUGUUUCCUUAAAUUCAAAACUUUGGGCAGUGCACAGAGGGCCCUGAACGUUCUCACUGGCAAGGACUGGAAACUGAAAGGCAGGCUUGCCCUCACCCCUAGGCAUCUCCAUGCCUGGCUCAGGGGCUUAACUCCGGAAUCAAGGCCCCCGGGGCUUCGUGUGAUACCCCCUCCUUCAGAGCAGGAGGCCUUGCAGACUCUGAAGGUGGACCACCCGAAGAUAGCAGCCUGGCGCUGGGGCCGGAAGAUAGGAAAGCUCUACCACAGCCUGGGCCCGGGCACCCUCUGCCUCAUUCUGCUGCCAGGAUCCAAAAGCACUGAUGGAUCAUUCUCUGGCCUAGGCCUGAUGGGCAUAAAAGACGAAGAGGAAAACACCACCUCAGACAUGUGUUUGUGAGACUUCCCACCACCUCCAUUUGCCAUUUCUCAGCCCUCAUGAGCAAUGAACGGCAGAGAGAACAUGGUCAAGGUGCAGCCUCUAAAGAGGUUACCAGACCUGUCUAUCAAGCAGACAGCUUUUGUGGAAUUGAUGUAGAAGCUAAGCUCGUCCAUUUAUAUGUACAAAUUUUGAAUAAAUGCAGUCUUUGUCUAUACAGGUUGAGGGGUGGG